Messenger RNA from Meira miltonrushii, 1086 nucleotides. RefSeq names its product acyl-CoA N-acyltransferase. Gene Ontology annotation, cellular component: nucleus. NCBI's taxonomy places the organism in Eukaryota, Fungi, Basidiomycota, Exobasidiomycetes, Exobasidiales, Brachybasidiaceae. The transcript is spliced from 4 exons. Bases 106 to 795 code for a protein of 229 amino acids. The record is from RefSeq and is a predicted model, not a curated record. Gene Ontology annotation, molecular function: histone H2A acetyltransferase activity; protein N-terminal-serine acetyltransferase activity; histone H4 acetyltransferase activity.
CUCUCAGACACACACACACACAAGUCAGUUCGGCACCGGUGCAUGUAUUCGGACUAGAGUAUUCUUUGCCAGAAUAAGCCAGCUUCAUGCUUCCAUGUGCAGGAGAUGCCCAUCAAAACGGCAAGACAAAAUGUGGAUAUAGCAAACAAGCUAUCAAGCAAGGAUUUGUUACGCUUGAGCAAUUCGAACCCAGAUGAGGGAAGUGACGGUCACGAUGAUGAAUAUAGUAUACUUACGUCAAAAGGACAAAGCUUCAAUUGUAAGGCUUACCAAUCACAAGAACUUGAAGAGCAUGACCGAAAAAUGAUGAUGACAAUAUUCGAAGAGAAUAUGAGGACGAUGUACGAAGAAACGCCAGGAGGUUGGGAUGCACAAUCAAAAAAAGAAGAAUUGUUUGACAAUCUGUCAAGAUUCUUCAUCAUACGCCAAGCAAAUCAAGACAAUGCAGCUAUAAUUGCAUUUAUCAUGUGGCGCUUUGAUUUAGAAGAUUGUGAUGCAAAUGAUCCUGUUGCACGAAAAGGCAAACGAAAGAUCGAGAUUGCAUAUUGCUAUGAGAUUCAGGUGCAUUCCGAUUUCCGUCAAUAUGGACUGGGCAAAUGGAUGAUGAACAGACUGGAAGCAGUUGCACGCAAUACUAAUAUGCGAAAAGUGAUGCUAACCGUAUUCAAGUCUAAUACGCAUGCAAAACAAUUCUACGAUCGAUUAGGGUUCAAGCUUGAAUAUAGUACGCCAGAAAACGAAGAUGAAUUGGACGAGCUAGGAGAAUAUGUUAUUUUGGGAAAAGCCACGAUGUAAGGGUGCUGACAUGUUGAAUUUGAACAAUUGAGCCUCUUGGCAUGGAAUCGCGAAAUUGAUUAAAAUGGAUGGGUACGUGCUACCAAAAUAUUGGAAUGAUUGUGAAGGAAGUGUUUGAAUGCAGCCAAGGUUGCUUGGCACAUUUGUUGCCGCGCUUGGCCUUUGAUUUGGGCCCUUUAGGAUCCGACCGGUAACGGCUUUUUUGUGUUUUUUAUUUAGCGUCUUUUGUUUUGUUUUUUGUGCCUUAUUUUGCCGGAUUUGGUUUUACACGCCGAGCAAUAAAUAUUUGUC